Molecule: messenger RNA, 399 nt
Organism: Sclerotinia sclerotiorum 1980 UF-70
Lineage: Eukaryota; Fungi; Ascomycota; Leotiomycetes; Helotiales; Sclerotiniaceae
Exons: 2
Coding region: 1-399 (132 amino acids)
Source: RefSeq, a predicted model, not a curated record
AUGGCCGAAGAUGCGCGAGGUUUCAGUAAUAUCCGCGAUGACUUCUUCCUACCGAUGAGAUUGACCUCCUCGCCUCCAACCUUCACCAACACAUUCAUAGAACAAAAACACCCAACUCGGUGCUCGCUUAAUGCAAUCUCCACGACACAAGCUCCGAACCGUACUUCCUUCAUCAGCAAACCUUCAUUGGACGACAACCAUCCUCCUCUAUCCUCCAAUCCUCUUGUUGCACAUCUAUACAAACUCCGAAACGGUGGAAAACAACUCACACCUGCGUCGGAGACAAGAGUUCAAAAGUUCUCGCUCUACCACGCAACUCCGGAGAACGGAAAAUCAUAUACAUCGGAGACCGUAAUGCUACAUCGGUCUUCUUUUUCCUCUUCGGGAAAACCAAACUGA